Rana temporaria (common frog) is the source of this 2372-nucleotide messenger RNA. Its product is annotated as polymeric immunoglobulin receptor-like. The coding region runs from base 350 to 2026 and encodes 558 amino acids. NCBI's taxonomy places the organism in Eukaryota, Metazoa, Chordata, Amphibia, Anura, Ranidae. The record is from RefSeq and is a predicted model, not a curated record. Gene Ontology annotation, cellular component: plasma membrane. The transcript is spliced from 10 exons. Gene Ontology annotation, molecular function: transmembrane signaling receptor activity.
UGUACGAGGCUUUAGAGUGGACCAGCAAAAGUUUGUGGAUUUUUCACUGUGCCCAUGUUGGUCAAAUCCCAAGUGGUAAAUCAAUCUGCCAAUCUUGAACCAUAAGGAUUAGGUUGAGAAAAGGGGCCGUCCCUUCGAGAGAGGCACAUCAUGGUGGAACAUGCCAUGGCCUUCUUGGCACCGGUGCCACAUCUGACUAAUGUCUGAUCUCUUUGAUUUUUGUUGGGUUUCAGUUUUUGGUUUUUUUAGGACACAGACAUCUGACCGUGAACACGUUCUACAACUUCCUUCUCUUCUGGGAGGAACUGAAAAUUAAACCACAAGUCUAAUAGACGGGAGCUCAUCCAUAAUGAGGACGUCCAAUCCGUCUAUUCUUAUCGUCUGGUCUUCCCUCAUUCAAGUGGCAUCCGGUUAUCUCUUUGGGCCAAGGCAAGUUACCGGAUCACUAGGGGGAUCGGUGACGGUCUCGUGUUACUACAGUUCCAUAUCUGCGAACAUCCAUGGUAGGAAGUUUUGGUGCAAGGUGCACAAAGGCCAAUGUUACACCAUCGUAUCCACCACGCCUUAUAUUAAGGAAAACGACAUGAACCGAACGUAUCUACAAGAAUUCAGAAACUACUUCAUGAUUAAUAUGACGAGCCUUCAACCCGAAGAUUCAGGAGCGUACUGGUGCGGAAUUGGAAACAGGAACCACGGUCUCCAUUAUCCUGUGAAUGUGACUGUUUCUCAAGGAAAAAAUGUCCCUUCCUCUUCUGAAAUCUUUAUUGGAAGACUCGGGGGUUCCCUCGCCAUCCCUUGCCCGUCUCUCGCGAUGCCUCACAAUGGGACCCUCUACUGGUGCAAAGUGAGCGACACCAAACCUGCAGCCUGUGACACCAUCAUCGACAGUUCCGGGCAGGUUAACCGUCACUUCUGGGGAAGAGUCCUGAUCCAGGACGAAAGGGACACAACCGGCUUCAACAUACUUGUGAAUGACCUCAGAAGGAGCGAUUCUGGAUUCUACCGCUGUGGGGCGCAUUCUCCCGCUGAAGAGCUGGGUUGGAAAGAUGUUCACCUCCAUAUUAUAAAUGAACCAACCAGGUGGAAGAUGUUCAGGCCGCUGACCGCCAGCCAAUCUCUCCGCGUGAGGUGCCAAGUUCCAAAAGACUUUGCCUCCGGUGCUCUGACCUAUUGGUGUAGAUGGAGCCCCAUGGGGUGUCCACCUCUUUUAGACUCCAACGGAUUCGUUCAUGAAGAUUUUAAAAGCAGAAUAAGCCUUGUUUCCGACAACUCCACCAUCAGGGCGUACACCGUCACCGUGAACCAUUUAGAAGUGGGGGAUUCCGGAUGGUAUUGGUGCGUCACCACUGAUGGGUUGAAGGUGGAGUCAUCAUCCAUGGAUGUCAUGGUUUUCGAGCUCAGUACAGUCCAAAGCCUCAGUACUACAACCAAUGGCAGGGUGCCUACCAUCUCUCCCAUCCAGAACUACAGUCACUCCGUCCCUCCUUCUAAUGUCUCCAUGCAAGACAGUUCUGCAGUGCAGUACUCAACAUCCUCCAGCAGUGGGCAGCGCAGCACCAAAUUCAGUCCAAUGUCCUCUAACCCUGUAAUGGGCACAGACGGCACUCAAGGUAUGAACCCUUCCAGCAGCAGUGGGAUGCAAACCACUCACAAAUCCAGAGCACCGUCAACUUUGGGGCCCCAACAUAUAUCAGGAACCACACAAUGGACAGUAAAUUCUACGCUUUACAGUCAGCCGGUCUCAGGAAAAAAUGAAAGCAGAACUGAAAGUUUAGUUUCCAGGCGCAAGAACCUGUACCUCAUUCUCAUCCCCGUGCUGGUGAUCGCCUGCAUUUCUAUUCUUGCAACAGUGUUUGCCGUUCAUGUUAAAGGUCAGAAAAAUAGAGCAGCCAAUGGUCCCACCACUGAGCCGGAAAAUAUCGCAAUGAUCGAUGGGGAGGCAAAUCUGGAAAAGGCACAACAUAAUGACAGCAACGUGUUUCGGUUGGCAGAUCCUGAAAAUCUUUCUGGAGAAACAGAUGUCUGAACAUGGAGCCCCCCGGCCCCCCCGGCGUAUCCAAUCUACAUAAUCCUACAGACUCGGAUUUCUCGGAUUGGUUCUCGUCUAUCGUUCUGUUUCUGACAGUUUCCCAAUCGUGUUUCUCAGCGGAGGAAUGAAUGAGAUCGAAGGUCUUCAUAAUUCUAUAGAAUUAGGAGGACGCGGGCAGAAGACGGGAAUUCGGAUCCUUUUUAUAUUUCUGUCAUUACUGUUGGAAUAAAAGGCGAAAGUUGGGAUUUUAAUGCCUUUUUAUAAACGCUCGUUCCGUCAGCGAUUUAUUUUAUUAUGAAGACAAACGUUUUCUGAACAAGGUUAAACGAGAUUUAAAACCUCA